AAUGCAUUAGAAGAAAUCCCAGUUUGAAUUAUGGAAGCAAUGCUUUUGUGGACCCACACCCAUCUCAAUUCAUAUAUAAACCUUUCAUGCAUUUCCUCAAACACGCAACCUACCCUCCACACUCUACUCAAUUCCAAAAUGAAAUCAGCCAAUUGGAGAUUAUUGCUGCUGCUGCUCUUCUUCACCUCCUCUACUUCUUCAGCAUGGUUCGGCACCAAACACAAAAGUUCCGGUGCAAGUUCCAGCUCAAGUGGAAGGUUUCGUUCCGAUGAAGCCUCGUCUUCAUCGUCAUCCUCGUCACCGUUCCUACUAAACCGUUUCCGUUCCGGUUCAGCCGUGGUGUUCCCUGUUCACGGCAAUGUUUACCCUGUCGGGUUUUAUAAUGUCACUCUCAACAUCGGGCAACCACCUAGGCCAUAUUUUCUUGAUAUUGACACAGGUAGCGACCUUACGUGGCUUCAAUGUGAUGCCCCUUGUUCCCGUUGCUCUCAGACACCACAUCCACUUUAUAGGCCCAGCAAUGACUUAGUGCCAUGCAGGCAUGCCCUUUGUGCAUCCUUGCACCAUAAUGAUAACUACGACUGUGAAGUUCCGCAUCAAUGUGAUUAUGAAGUUGAGUAUGCAGAUCAUUAUUCAUCCCUUGGUGUACUUCUCCAUGAUGUCUACACUCUCAAUUUUACAAAUGGAGUCCAACUUAAAGUUCGUAUGGCCCUUGGAUGCGGAUAUGAUCAGAUUUUUCCAGAUCCUUCUCAUCACCCGUUAGAUGGCAUGCUUGGCCUUGGCAGGGGAAAAACUAGCUUGACAUCACAGCUGAAUAGUCAGGGUUUGGUGCGAAAUGUGGUUGGACACUGUUUGAGUGCACAGGGAGGAGGGUAUAUCUUCUUUGGAGAAGUUUAUGAUUCUUCUAGACUAACUUGGACUCCAAUGUCAUCCAGAGAUUACAAACAUUACUCAGCAGCAGGGGCAGCUGAACUCCUUUUCGGAGGAAAGAGGACUGGGGUUGGAAAUCUUCAUGCUACUUUUGACACUGGGAGUUCUUACACCUACUUCAACUCUAAUGCUUACCAACUACUAAUCUCUUGGUUGAGGAAGGAAUCAGGUGGAAAGCCCCUAAAAGAAGCACACGGUGAUCAAACUCUUCCUCUCUGUUGGCAUGGCAAAAGACCUUUCAAAAGCAUAUAUGAAGUGAGAAAAUACUUUAAGCCAAUCACACUUAGUUUCAGUAGCAAUGGCAGAAGUAAAGCUCUGUUUGAAAUCCCUCCUGAAGGAUAUCUAAUAAUAUCUAAUAUGGGAAAUGUUUGCUUGGGCAUUCUAAACGGCUCUGAAGUAGGAAUGGGUGAUCUGAACCUAAUAGGAGACAUAUCCAUGCUAAACAAAGUGAUGGUAUUUGACAACGACAAGCAGUUGAUCGGUUGGACAUCGGCAGAUUGUGAUCGGGUUCCAAAAUCCAGAGAUGUCAGCAUUUGAACAUACCAGAUACCUUCUCUUAAUUACUCCUGUCAUCGUAUAAAAUAGUAGCUAUUGUCCUACUUUGUAGGACAAAGUCAUUGUAUAAUAUGAGAGUCAGAUUUAAUAUAUUGGUACGUAAUUCAGA
Messenger RNA from Vigna umbellata (rice bean), 1594 nucleotides. Its product is annotated as aspartic proteinase Asp1-like. Gene Ontology annotation, molecular function: aspartic-type endopeptidase activity. The record is from RefSeq and is a predicted model, not a curated record. Gene Ontology annotation, biological process: proteolysis. NCBI's taxonomy places the organism in Eukaryota, Viridiplantae, Streptophyta, Magnoliopsida, Fabales, Fabaceae.